AGCGUCCUCUCCUGUAGAUAGAUCCAAUGGUGCCGCCGAGAUCAGACGGGCGACUAAUGCUCAUCGAUGAAGGGCGAGCAAUGUGACAGGAAGGAGGGCCGUGCAAUGUAAGUUGUUCCUAAAUUGUCUCCCCCUUCUUUUUGACUCUUGAUGAACAAACAUUUCCGCGGUAAGGCACUUACACUCUGGUAUAUUGCCGUUGGACACCAAGCGCCGCUGUCAUUCCUCAACAGAGCGACCGUUAUGGACACAAUCGAUCUCUCUCCUUCCUGGAAAUUGCUAACUAUCCAACCCUUGCGCUUUCUAUCACAUUUCUUCGGCAAUAAUCCUUGUCAUUCUCUGUUUGUGGGGAACACCCGAAGUUUUUGCCCAACAUCCUCGACACUUUGGAAGGUCGGGUCUACGCUCAUUGGGUGGGCACAGCAGCUUCCAAGACAUAUAUAAUGACAUGCUAGGGGUAAGCACCAUGUUCCAAGGGAAAAUCAAUUCCUGCUCCGCACUAAUUACUGUUUAAUAGUUCCAAAAGAUUCUAUGCAUCAGCUCACCCAGCAGGGGGG
Molecule: messenger RNA, 557 nt
Organism: Aspergillus sclerotioniger CBS 115572
Lineage: Eukaryota; Fungi; Ascomycota; Eurotiomycetes; Eurotiales; Aspergillaceae
Exons: 1
Coding region: 151-444 (97 amino acids)
Source: RefSeq, a predicted model, not a curated record